ACAUCCGCGUUUCUUCGUACGGAAAGGGGAAGAUAACUGUUGCAUAAAACGAAAAUCUCGCUGGUAUCUGAUGCAAGAAGUCUUGGAACAGCAUUUCGUUACUUAUAAGACGUUUGAAUCCAACCAUGGACAAGAACGAUAUCCUGUCAUAUUUUAACAAGCUUAUCAACGAUGACCCAGAUAUUUCUGCUGCUGUUGCUGCCAUCAAAACUCUCCUGAAGUUCAUUGAAGCAAACAAAGUGGAAACUCUGUCGGAGAUGAGGGAACGUCUGAAGGAUGCAAUCAACACCCUGACACAGACUGACAGCAGUGUCACGUCCAUAUCAUCAGGCUGUGAGCUGUUUCUACGCUUCAUCACACUGGCAAAUCUCCAACAUUCAGAUUUUCAAGAAUGUCAGAAAAUCUUGGUUCAGAGGGGAAACAUGUUUCUGCAGAAAGUGGCCAGUUCAAGACAGAAAAUAGCCAAGAUUACUCAUCCAUUCAUCACAGACGGAUCUACUAUCUUGACUCACUCUCGGUCACGGGUGGUGCUGCAGGUGUUGCGAGAUGCUGCUGCUGCGCGCCGUCGUUUCAAGGUGUAUGUGUCGGAAUCUCUCCCCGACAAAUCUGGUAUUGAGACCUGUGAGGAGUUGUCUGCCCUUGGUAUACCAACCACAGUUGUCCUGGAUGCAGCUGUAGGGUAUGUGAUGGAGAAGGUGGACCUGGUCCUCAUCGGAGCUGAGGGGGUGGUGGAGAGUGGGGGGAUAAUCAACAAGAUUGGGACGUACACAAUGGCUAUCUCAGCCCAGGCAAUGAACAAGCCAGUGUAUGUGGUGGCUGAAAGCUUUAAGUUUGUGAGGCUAUACCCCCUCAAUCAACAAGACAUGCCCAACCAGUUUAAAUACCAGUCAUCUACCCUGAAGUCUGGCCGUGACCUGAGCAAGGAGCACCCCCUGGUGGACUACACGCCUCCAGCAUACAUCACCCUCCUCUUCACCGACCUCGGGGUCCUCACACCAUCAGCUGUCAGUGAUGAGCUCAUCAAACUGUAUUGCUAGCAUCAUGUACUGGGGGAAAUAAAUAACAAUGCUGUCUUGUGAUAUA
Haliotis rubra (blacklip abalone) is the source of this 1083-nucleotide messenger RNA. RefSeq names its product translation initiation factor eIF-2B subunit alpha-like. Gene Ontology annotation, molecular function: guanyl-nucleotide exchange factor activity; translation initiation factor activity. The coding region runs from base 126 to 1037 and encodes 303 amino acids. Lineage: Eukaryota; Metazoa; Mollusca; Gastropoda; Lepetellida; Haliotidae. The transcript is spliced from 9 exons. Gene Ontology annotation, cellular component: eukaryotic translation initiation factor 2B complex. The record is from RefSeq and is a predicted model, not a curated record. Gene Ontology annotation, biological process: translational initiation.